AUUCUGGAAAAUUGACAAAACUUGACGAAUUACUCAAAGAGCUUAAAGCUGGUGGCCAUCGAGUGUUAAUUUACUUUCAAAUGACACGCAUGAUUGACUUGAUGGAAGAAUAUCUUGCGUACAGACAAUACAAGUAUUUAAGACUCGAUGGUUCAUCAAAAAUAGCCGAUCGUCGCGAUAUGGCCAUGGACCGUGCACAUAGAUUGGGUCAAACUAAGCAAGUUACUGUGUACAGACUGAUAACCAAAGGUACUAUCGAAGAAAGGAUCCUUCAGCGCGCGAAACAGAAAGACGAAAUUCAAAAAGUUGUAAUAUCCGGUGGUGAAUUCAAGCAAGUCGACUUCAAACCGCGAGAGAUUGUAUCGCUGCUUCUUGAAGAUGAUGAGCUUGAAGCUAAACUUCGUGAUCAACAGUCAAAGCGAAAGGUCGAAGAUGAUGAUCUUAAGAAAAAAGGAAAUGGUGGAAAACGCCGUAAGAAAGAUUCGAAUUCUGGUGCCAGUUCUUCAGUCAUUUCAUCCAGAACCCUUGAAGAUUUAUGGCAUGAAGGAGAACCGCCUAUGGUAGAAACAGAAGAGUAG
Messenger RNA from Racocetra fulgida, 578 nucleotides. The record is from the annotation of a GenBank genome assembly. NCBI's taxonomy places the organism in Eukaryota, Fungi, Glomeromycota, Glomeromycetes, Diversisporales, Gigasporaceae.